Giardia duodenalis is the source of this 1839-nucleotide messenger RNA. RefSeq names its product Ankyrin repeat protein 1. The record is from RefSeq and is a predicted model, not a curated record. Lineage: Eukaryota; Fornicata; Diplomonadida; Hexamitidae. The transcript has a single exon. Gene Ontology annotation, molecular function: protein binding. The coding region runs from base 1 to 1839 and encodes 612 amino acids.
AUGGCACAGAGCGAUGUUGAUCGCAGGCGUGUUGAAUCUGGCGGCCCCCCGAGCCCCUCAGGUGGUGUGACCGAGCUCAUGCAGACCGCUAAGGAUGGUACGGAAGAUGUCAAGGGGUUACUGGGUACUAGGUUUAAUCUAAUCUGUAGACAGGACAACCAUGGUCAAACAGCUCUCAUGUGGGUGGCGGGGUAUAGUCCCAUAGAGGCGAUAAAGUCCGUCCUGGAGCGCGGGAAGGAUGUGAAGGGUGAUCAAGAUCAUAGCGCCCUGCGUCAUGCUCUCAACGACGGGCGCCUAGAGGUUACUAGGGUAAUUAUAUCCUACGAGGAUCCAACAGAUAGGAAUGGAGUCACAGCACUCAUGCGGGCAGCAGCCAGGGGAGACACUGAAAUGGUAAGGCUGCUUGUACCAAUUCAAGGGGGGAUGAAGGACGGAGCCGGGGAAACAGCCCUCAUGUCUACAGCAAGGAAUGGGCACGUAGAAUGCCUUAAGCUUCUACUUGACAAAGAAGAGGGUAUGCAGAGGCCUGAUGGAUGGACAGCCCUCAUGAUGGCAGCACUGCGUGGACAUGCGGAGUGUGUCAAGCUACUGUUAGAGAAAGAGGGUGGCAUGCAGAGGAGAUCCCUCGUGAAUGCGGCAGAGAAUGGAGAUACAGAUGCAGAGAUGAUGGAAUUGCUACCCCUUCAAGAGAGAAAGAAAGCGGAAGGGGGUGUUAAGAUAGACAGAUGGCGCAUGACCGGAGGGACGGCUCUAAUGACAGCAGCGGAAUACGGCCAUGCGGAUGUAGUGCGACUGCUAGUUAGUCGCGAGGGUGGCAAAUAUGACAACAACCAUAAGACGGCUCUCAUGUUUGCAGCGCAGAACGGCCGCACAGAGUGCGCCAGACUGCUCCUGGAGAAGGAGGAGGGCAUGAAGGAUAGCAAUGACAAGACGGCUCUCAUGUGGGCAGCACAGAACGGCCGCACAGAGUGCGUCAAGCUGCUUCUAGAGAAAGAGGCGCGCAUGAAGGAUAGCGAUGGUAAGACCGCCCUCAUGUUUGCAGCGCAGAACGGCCACCAAGACUGUGUUAAACUAUUGCUAGAGAAGGAGGGGGGCAUGCAGAAGAGUGAUGGUUCGACAGCCCUCAUGUUUGCAGCAGAGGAAGGCCAUACAGACUGUGUCAGAUUGCUCUGUGAGCACAAGAGCGAGCGUGAUGCCUCGGGCUGGACAAACCUUAUGUGCGCUGCUUGCAUUGGAGAUGCUGAUGCGGUUAGGAGUAACCUUCAGCAAGCGGGUGUGCAUGAUGGCAGGGGAUAUACAGCCCUCAUGUGGGCAGCACAGAACGGCCGCACAGAGUGCGUCAAGCUGCUUCUAGAGAAAGAGGCGCGCAUGAAGGAUAGCGAUGGUAAGACCGCCCUCAUGUUUGCAGCGCAGAACGGCCACCAAGACUGUGUUAAACUAUUGCUAGAGAAGGAGGGGGGCAUGCAGAAGAGUGAUGGUUCGACAGCCCUCAUGUUUGCAGCAGAGGAAGGCCAUACAGACUGUGUCAGAUUGCUCUGUGAGCACAAGAGCGAGCGUGAUGCCUCGGGCUGGACAAACCUUAUGUGCGCUGCUUGCAUUGGAGAUGUUGGAGCAGUUAGAAGGAAUAUUCAGGAAACAAAGAGGACGGAUAAAUAUGGAUGGACAGCCCUUAUGUGGGCAGUGUGUAACAGGGAGCCAGGGUGUGUGAGACUCCUUAAGGAUAGGGAAAAGGACUUAAGAUCCACCCGCGAGUUUAUUGGAUUCGAGGCUGGUACUACGGCUCUCGACAUUGCUAAUGAGUUGAUAUACGAGGAGAUUAUUGAGAUCCUUUCUGAGUGA